This is a messenger RNA of Hydatigera taeniaeformis, 1101 nucleotides long. The record is from the annotation of a GenBank genome assembly. Lineage: Eukaryota; Metazoa; Platyhelminthes; Cestoda; Cyclophyllidea; Taeniidae.
AUGAUAGAUCUCAGUAAUAAGCAGAAUAUUCCUGCCGAUGUCUCUGCGGAAGCUGAGGUGGAGGUUGUUGAAAAACCGCCUCUUCUGAAUCUACCUGACAUUGUUGAGAAUGCAAAUAGUGAGGAUCCAGCUGUUCGUCUUCUCGUUGUACAAUCUGCUCGAAAGCUGUUGUCUAGUGACAGACACCCACCAAUUGACGAGCUCAUCAAUUGCAAUGUGCUUCCAAUGCUUGUGAACUGCUUAGAUUCAGAGAAUCCUACGCUGCAGUUUGAGGCUGCUUGGGCGUUGACUAAUAUUGCGUCGGGGAACUCGAAGCAGACUGCUGCCGUUGUCCAGGCGGGAGCUGUGCCGUACUUUUUAAAGCUCCUAUCAUCUCCGCACAUGAAUGUUUCGGAGCAAGCUGUUUGGGCAUUGGGUAACAUUAUUGGCGACGGUCCACAACUUCGUGAUUUGGUCAUUGAACAGGGCUUGAUAAAACCAUUGCUGAACCUUUUGACUCCCAAUAUUUCCAUCACAUUCUUACGAAAUAUAACUUGGGUUAUGGUUAACCUGUGUCGAAACAAGAAUCCUCCACCACCGGUUGGUACAAUACAAGAGCUGUUGCCAGCAUUGCUCUACCUGAUCACCAACACUCAAAUCCUGGUCGACACUGUAUGGGCUAUAUCAUAUUUGACCGAUGGUGGGAACUAUCUUAUCAGCAUGGUAAUUAACGCCGAAAUUGUACCUCAUCUCGUGCCGCUCUUGUCCCAUCCAAACUUUAAAGUGCAGACAGCAGCUCUACGCGCGGUCGGUAACAUAGUGACAGGCACAGACCAGCAAACUCAAGUUGUUCUGGAUUGCGGUGCUCUAAGUCACUUUCCCCAGCUUUUGAAUCAUCCUAAAGAAAAGAUCAACAAGGAAGCUGUUUGGUUCCUAUCUAACAUCACCGCCGGCGAUCAGAGUCAAGUUCAGGCAGUUAUUGAUCAUAACCUUGUGCCGCUGAUUAUUGGACACUUGGCUAAUAGUGAAUUCCUCACCCAAAAGGAGGCUGCAUGGGCUAUUUCAAACUUGACAAUUAAUGGAAAUGAGCAACAGGUAAUCGCCAUUUCCUCUUGUCUUUAA